UCAAAAAAAUAUAAGAAAUCUGUGAAAUAUCAAAAAAUAUAAACAAUGCAUUUACUAAUCUCAAUAUAUCUGCAAUUUGUCGAUCAACCAAUAGAGUCUUAUUUUCUUGAAAAAACACUUUCUUUGCCAUGGAAUACCAAUUCUUCCCAAUCCUUUGGACCUUCUUGCUCUUCAUUUUUAUGGUAUUGAUCAGAGUAUGGAAGAAAUCAGAAAGCAGCAACUCAGUCCCAAAUCUUCCACCAGGUCCAUGGAAGUUACCUAUAAUAGGAAGCAUGCACCAUUUAGCUGGCUCGCUUCCACAUCGCCGCCUUAGAGACUUGGCCAACAAGUAUGGACCUAUUAUGCAUCUUCAGCUCGGUGAGCUUAGUAAUAUCGUCGUUUCUUCGCCUGAAAUGGCUAAAGAAGUGAUGAAAACACACGAUAUCACGUUCGCUCAAAGGCCUUUUCUCCUUUCCGCAAGUAUUACAACUUAUAAUUUUUCAGACAUUGCAUUUGCACCAUACGGAGAUUAUUGGAGACAGAUGCGGAAAAUUUGCACGCUCGAGCUACUAACCGCAAAACGCGUGCAGUCGUUCCGAUCAAUAAGGGAAGAAGAAGUAUCGAAACUUAUGAGAUCCUUGUCUUCAGGUGCAGCAGGAUCUCCAAUCAACUUCAGCAAGAUGUUCAAUGCUGUGACCUAUAGCAUCAUUUCAAGAGCAGCGUUUGGCAAGAUAUGGAAGGGAGAAGAAAUUUUUAUACCAAUUGCAAAGCAACUAAUAGAAGCAGCUGGAGGUUUUACUCUUUCUGAUGUGUACCCUUCCAUCAAAUUACUUCACUGGAUAAGCGGGAUGGUGCCUAAGAUUAAGAAAAUUCAUCAAACAGCAGAUAGCAUAUACCAAAGCAUCAUUGAUGAUCACAGAACUAAAAGGGCAGAAGCGAAAUCAGAUGCUUACGAUGAAGAAGAUUUCGUAGAUGUCCUUCUUAAUUGUCAGGAACAAGGAGACCUCGAUAUCCCUAUAACAGACGAUAAUAUAAAAGGAGUUCUUGUGGACACUUUCAUUGCUGGUAGCGAGACAUCAGCUACGACAGUAGAAUGGGCAAUGUCCGAGCUGCUGAAAAAUCCAACAGUAAUGGAAAAGGCACAAGAAGAGGUGAGGAGGGUCUUUGCAACAGAAGGAACUGUUCGUGAAGAACGACUCCACGAACUCAACUACUUAAAGUCGGUCAUCAAGGAAACUCUACGACUACACUCUCCUCUCCCAUUAUUGCUUCCAAGAGAAUGCAGAGAAAGCUGUGUGAUUAAUGGUUAUGACAUUCCAGUCAAAUCCAAGGUCAUUGUAAAUGUGUGGGCGAUUGGAAGGGAUCCCAAUUACUGGCCGGAAGCUGACAAAUUCAAUCCAGAGAGAUUUCGUGAUAGUUCCAUUGACUAUAAGGGGACAGAUUUUGAACUUCUCCCAUUUGGUGCAGGAAGAAGGACCUGUCCAGGAAUAUUGUUCGGCAUAUCUAAUGUCGAGUUUCCACUUGCACAGUUGCUAUACCAUUUUGACUGGGAACUGCCCUCGGGAGUGAAUCCAGAAGCUCUCGACAUGGAUGAAGUUUUUGGAGCCGUAGUGAAGAGGAAAAACGAUCUCUGCUUAAUUCCUACGCCAUACAUUCCUCCGCUUGCGAAGUAAAAACGUCAAGGAAAUGAGCACAUUGGAGAUUUAUAAAUUUGGUCAAUUGCUAUGGCAACAUUUGCAUAAUUGUUCAUGUUCAUUUAUGUUACUGUCCAAAUACUGUUUGUGUAAAUGUGAAGAGCUUUUAAGGUUGAUUUGUCUGUUAUGCUUGGGUUCUUAUAUUCCUGUUCUGUUUCAGUGAACAGAGUUAAUUCUAGUUCGAGCUAAAACAAUGUUUGUCAAUUUGCAAUGAAAUUAAGCCUUUUAAGCAUUCA
Messenger RNA from Mercurialis annua (annual mercury), 1909 nucleotides. Its product is annotated as premnaspirodiene oxygenase-like. The transcript has 2 exons. Lineage: Eukaryota; Viridiplantae; Streptophyta; Magnoliopsida; Malpighiales; Euphorbiaceae. The record is from RefSeq and is a predicted model, not a curated record. Gene Ontology annotation, molecular function: monooxygenase activity; oxidoreductase activity, acting on paired donors, with incorporation or reduction of molecular oxygen; iron ion binding. The coding region runs from base 129 to 1652 and encodes 507 amino acids.